Betta splendens (Siamese fighting fish) is the source of this 3179-nucleotide messenger RNA. It is a transcript of the gene vps37ba, whose product is annotated as VPS37B subunit of ESCRT-I a. Bases 228 to 1073 code for a protein of 281 amino acids. Gene Ontology annotation, biological process: protein targeting to membrane; protein targeting to vacuole; ubiquitin-dependent protein catabolic process via the multivesicular body sorting pathway. The transcript is spliced from 4 exons. NCBI's taxonomy places the organism in Eukaryota, Metazoa, Chordata, Actinopteri, Anabantiformes, Osphronemidae. The record is from RefSeq and is a predicted model, not a curated record. Gene Ontology annotation, cellular component: ESCRT I complex.
CGCUCGGUACAGACGCGGAAACGCUCGGUUCGAAACCCACCCGUAACGACGAGCGGGCUGUCGACUGAGCGUCCUGGACGUGUAACUAGCGGGUUACACGUCGGUCCGCGUUGUACGGCGAUGGGGUGCGCUUUGUUUUAACUUUAACGUGGGGGGAAUUCGGUUCGCGACGUUGUGGAAGACGCGACUUCCCUAAACAACAAUGCGCGUGAGAAGUAACACGUUUGAUGGACGUGCCAAUGAAGAGACUUCCACGUAAACGGCCCUGCUUCGUCACGGACGCGCCGUUCUCCACUCCAAACGGGCAGGCUGUGACUGGUCUGUUGUCAGAACAGAUGCAGGAGGUCCAGCAGAACAAGGAGAAAACACUGGCCAACAACAGGACCCUCGCUGAGCAAAACCUUUCCCUGCAGCCCACGCUGGAGCACAAGAAAGAGCAGCUCAUCAACAGAUACAGAGGUCUUCAGGAGAGCUUUGAGUCCUAUCAGCUGCGCAAGUCCGCCCUAGAUCACAACUCAGGAAACUCUUCUCUGGAUACUUUGCUGGCCCUGCUGCAGGCAGAGGGAGCCAAAAUAGAAGAGGAAACAGAGAAUAUGGCCGACUCCUUUCUGAAUGGCGAUAUGAUCCUGGAUUCCUUCAUUGAUGAUUAUCAGAACAAGAGGAAACUGGCCCACCUAAGGAGGGUAAAGAUCGAGAAACUUCAGGAGAUGGUGCUGAAGGGCCACCGGCUCCCCCAGGUGUCUGUCCCUGUCUCCCAAACUCAAGAUGUGUCAGUGGCAGCCUCCCUCCUCUCAGAGUCCGUCAACAGCUCGUCCCCCAUUGCCCAACCUAGAAGGAAACCCCCACCUCCUCCAUCCCAGCCAGCCCCAAUUCUGGAGCAAACUCCCACUUCCCCUGUCCCCCAGCCUCCUGUCUUCUGCUCGCCAUACCCACCAAUUCCUCCGAGAACAGGCCAACCUUUCCCCAACAUCUCAUCUGGUUACCCCAGCCCCUUUCUAUCUCAAUACCCCCCUGCUUUGCCACAGAGGCCUCCAGCUCGUAUGGCCCCACAGCCUGGCUUCAUCAUGCAGUAAGGAAACGUAGUUGCUGGUCUAAGGAAGCACUGUGUUGACUUCUCACCACUGGGACUACUUUGACAGUUUUUAUAAAAAUGUCACCUGCCUUCUUGGAUUACAACCAAUCUUAACACAAGAAGGCAGAUCUGCACUGGCUGGACUGGUCACGUUGAGCCUAAGCAGAUAUCCAGUAAUCACCUCUUAUUCCCAUCAGCACUCCCAAUAAGUAAAAAAAUAUACAGAAGUGAUUAAAUGAGGCUUGAUGCUCCUUAGUGGAAGAGCCCCACUGCUAGAUGCAGGCUGUAUGGAAACAAGUGUGUAUGGGUCACUGAGCUGGGACUGAUCAGUACCUUCUGCUUCUAAGCAGUGCUCUCAGCUCUGCUGGCCCAGUAAUUUUCAGUCUCUCACCUUCCUUUAAACUUGUUUUUUGAGUUUUUAUGGAAGAUUUCACAAGGAUUAGAUUAUCCAUUUCCAUGUACAGCAUGCUAAUUUACAUGUAUUGUAUAUGCAAGUAAAGAGAGACCCUAAUUACUGUGCAGUUUGGUUAAAAAUAUAAUAUCCUAAGCAAAACUGCAUCUAUGCUGUGAUUCUUUUUGUUAGUUCAGAGGGUACAUAGUAAUAUUUUAAUUUCUGCAUUUCUUUAACAUGUAGUACUAACAGAAUUACUUUAGCCAAGAUACACUGAUUAACAUAUUUGGAGGGCUAUUUCUGCUUCAAACUGCAAGUGUAUUGAAAGACUCCACAUCUGCCUGUUUCAAGAUGGCUGUGGCAAUUGCUCCUUCUCAGGGCAGAAGACAAAUGGGAGAUGAAGGAGAGAUUAGUGGCUAAGCUAUUGUAACAAAUAACCCUAGACCUUUAGAACUUUGUGUGACAUGAAGGACUUUUGUGUAGUCAUAGAGUACAGUUCAGAUGUGUUGUUUCUGUUGGUACCUGUUGUAAUUCAACACUCCUUUUUUGAUGUCUACUGUCUCUUCUCACCCUACGCUGUUGGUAGGUAAAAUUAUGCCAACAGCUCUUUGGCUCUCAUGCAUGGUUCUGUUAAAUCUUCUUUUAACACUGAGCACCAAAGACUUGCUGACUUUUCACCAGCACACGUUUUGUGUUGUUUCUUUUUUUUUUAGUUUGUUUUAAUUUAAAUGAUUCAUUUUGUGAGAGUGCGUUGUUCUCAACAUAUCUGUCUUGUAAAAUGCUCUUUUUUUUUUCUAAACAUCCAAGCCAGAUUGCUUCAAAAGGAGCUUGCCAUGCCAGCCUAGCUGGGGAAGUGUUUUCUUGUGUGCAAAAAACAAGAAAAGAUGAUGAUGAAACCCCCCAAAUGCUUUUACUGUGUACUGACGAAGAGCCACGAGUGCCUACUUGAAGUGACGCUAAUCACGUCCUGCUGACUACUCCCACGAUUCUCUUUGUUCAGAUGUAGUGAUUACAGUACAAUCUCACUUCAAUUCCCUAUCCACUACCUUUUUUAAAUGUGGAAAAAUACUAGCCAAGCAUUAGUUCUUCUACUUGUGCUACUGAAUUCAUGUUUCACCAGAGGGUGGAAAAAGGCAGUGUCUAACAGUUGGUCUGUCAGGCUGUGCUUUCUCACUAGGAAGCAGAAGGCCGGAGCAGGGCCAUGCUGAGCACGUGCCAGAGAGAUGAGAGGCUGUGUGCCUAGUGGCACGAGCACUUCUCUCCCCUUCUUCCUCCACUGUAUUGAGGUUUGCCUAGAAUUAAGUCAGAUUUUUUCCCUGCAUGUUGUGUUUUUGCUGUUUUCUGUUGUAAUAACAGGGCUCUGAAAUGUUUUGUGUCAUGCUUUGACAUUAAAAAAUAGUUGGCCUUAGAGUGGACAGAGCAUUUUCAACUACAGUAUAGAAACUUAAAGCAUUAAAGUCUUGAUGAACCAGCAUUUCUAACAACUAGCAGUGGGUUAUUUUUGUGCAUGGCCUUUUGCUCUUUGCGUCCAUUCUUAAGAAUUGUUUUUAAUACCAUAUCUUUUGUAGCUUUUUAGCUACAUCUUGUUGUUUGAACUGAUCCUCUGCAUCUAUGGUUUCAUAUGUGGCUGGUGACAUGUUAAGUGUAAUGUUGUAGGUAAUUACUUAAGUGGAAGUUAAUGCUAUUUUCAAGUUCAAUAAAUCAAAAAUGUUUGUA